UGCAUGUGUAUAUAUAAGCUGUGUUCGUCGAUUAACAGAUUCACAACAUCACUUUCUUCCAUCUUAGCUUCCUUGAAUCAUUCUGACAUCUUCCGCUCCGAUUCUCGGCGAGUUUGCUACUUCGCUCCGAAGCUUUGACCUCCAACUCCCCGACCUCUGCAAUUCGGCGAACCAGUUCCGAGUCUUCCGACGACGCAAACGAGUCAGAUUUGAUGGCAACAACAACCUUUCUACUACUGCUUGGCUUCAUCGUCAUCCUCACCACUCCACUUCAGGCUCAAACUCCAGACGAUAUUGUUCCAAUAUCAUGGGUGCAAAAUGUCAUCGUCAAAGGGGCAGUUUGUUUAGACGGGACUCCGUCCGCCUAUUAUUAUGAACAAGGGCAAGGGGAUGGUGCUAAUAACUGGCUCGUAUUUUUACAAGGUGGAGGUUGGUGUGUGAAUCAAACGGACUGCUUUAAUCGUGCUACAUAUGGCAAAAGUUCUGGUUCAACCAAGAAUAUAAGUCUGACUUUUACAUUUAGAGAUUUUCUCUCCAAUAAUCCAACAAAUAAUCCAGAUUUCUACAAUUGGAACAGAGUCUAUGUUCCGUAUUGUGACGGAUCGUCAUUCACUGGCGAUGUCGAAGCACCUGAUAGUAGGUGCUCGAAUUUUUAGAGCUACUAUGGAUGAUCUCCUAUCUAGAGGCAUGAAUGGUGCCCAAAAUGCACUUCUUGUUGGUUCUUCAGCUGGGGGAUUGGGAGCAAUGAUCCAUUGCGAUAGAUUUCGAGGACUUCUCCCAUGGUUUACCAGAGUAAAAUGCCUCCCAUUUGCAGCCUACUUUGUGCAUGAGUACGUAAGCUUAAUUUUAUAAAUAUUCAACUUAAUUUAGAACAAAUUAAAUUAUUAUGAGAAUUGGAAUGAAGUAAUUAUAAGAUGUCUAAUCUUUUAUUAGGGAAAAUCUACUGGGGAGCAAAUAAUUUGAGUUGGCAUUUGAUGCGCUGAUUCAUUUACAUGUAUAGUAAUUUCGAUUUCAUUAGUUUAUAAAUGUUUUAUUAUAUGCUUUUUAAAAUUAAUUUUUCAAAUAUAAACUUUAAAGAGUCAAUAGGCAGCAUAGAUUAUUGGUUACGUCAUAUUCAUAUAUGCAGCUAGCGCAGAACAUGCAGUGG
Molecule: messenger RNA, 1147 nt
Organism: Ipomoea triloba (trilobed morning glory)
Lineage: Eukaryota; Viridiplantae; Streptophyta; Magnoliopsida; Solanales; Convolvulaceae
Product: pectin acetylesterase 11-like
Exons: 7
Coding region: 213-656 (147 amino acids)
Biological process (GO): cell wall organization
Cellular component (GO): plant-type cell wall
Molecular function (GO): pectin acetylesterase activity
Source: RefSeq, a predicted model, not a curated record